Messenger RNA from Sceloporus undulatus (fence lizard), 362 nucleotides. Its product is annotated as dynein axonemal heavy chain 2-like. The transcript has 2 exons. NCBI's taxonomy places the organism in Eukaryota, Metazoa, Chordata, Lepidosauria, Squamata, Phrynosomatidae. The record is from RefSeq and is a predicted model, not a curated record. The annotation marks the transcript as partial.
UGUCUUGCCAAUGCCCACUUUAUCCCCCACAUUGGGACCGGAGAAGAGAGCUUCCAGACAUAUCACCUGCUUGUGCAGGCCUUGGACGAGAUUGAGAGGAAGACAUUCCAGGAAUGGACCCAGAGCUUGGACAAAGACUGCCUGAAGCGCCUGGAUACCCCCCUCCUGGUCCUGAGCAGUGAGAAGCCAGGGAUGCUGGACAUCAAUUUUGACAAGCAAUUACUGAAAUUAUUUGUGGAAAUCCACUACUGGGAGAGGGUGCUGUUCGAGAUCCCCCACUACGUGGUUGAAGCCUAUGAACGGAGAGAGGACCUGCGUAACCUCAGGGAGAACUUGUUGCUGGUGGCUCGAGACUAUAACAG